AUGACUAACUAUUCAGAUAAUAUUAUUUGUUUAUUUUUUAAAAUAAUUCGUUUUAUAACGCACAUUGUAAUUGGUGCUUUAUGCUGCGCUUAUUUCUUGCAGAAUUCCUGCAGACGCAUGGAAAUGGAAAGAGACUUACGUGCGCAUUCGAAUUUAUUUGAAGACUCUUCCAUGGAGGUCAUAAAUAACCAAAUUCAAGAUGAUUUAAACGCAUUUUCCAUUAUAUCUCCAGUUACGACAUUAAAUCACCCGGAAAUACCUGAAAUAUCAACGACAUCCCAAAAUAAGUUGAUAAAAAUGUCUAACUGCUUUUUUAAUCAAGUGCACCUGUUGGAUUCUUCGGGUAACAUUGUCUUAACGGCUAGUUCUGGGUGGUCUGGGUGGGAUAUUUUCCUACCAACGGGUGAAAAGGCCGGGAAAUUAACAAAGAACAUAACAGGAACAAAGUAUUACCUUAAUUCUUCAUUUGGAAACUGUUUAAUUAAGUAUUUUAACGUAUAUUCCAAUGCAGGCCCUAGAGUUUUCCAUAUUUAUGCAGAUUUAUUAAUUGAAAAUCAAAAAAAAAAAGAAAGUCUCCAGGAUAGAGUUCGAAAAAAAUCGAACGAGUACGCUUUUUUAAUCAAUAAGCCACCAUAUUUUAAUUAUGAAAGUAAUUCUUAUGUGCUUAAUUUUAACGGGCGCGUGACAAUGCCGUCUUCCAGGAAUUUCCAAGUGAUUCACCCAAAGGACACUUCGUAUAUUACAAUUACAUUCGGGAAAAUCGCACAAAAUGAGUACAUUUUAGACUAUUCUUACCCUUGGACGCCUGUUCAGGCACUUUCCAUUGCACUUUCUUCAUUUUCGUGGAAAUUAGGCGGAUAA
Nematocida ausubeli is the source of this 861-nucleotide messenger RNA. RefSeq lists its product as uncharacterized. Lineage: Eukaryota; Fungi; Microsporidia. Bases 1 to 861 code for a protein of 286 amino acids. The record is from RefSeq and is a predicted model, not a curated record. The transcript has a single exon.